Messenger RNA from Prosopis cineraria, 2146 nucleotides. RefSeq names its product cytochrome P450 83B1-like. Gene Ontology annotation, molecular function: oxidoreductase activity, acting on paired donors, with incorporation or reduction of molecular oxygen; monooxygenase activity; heme binding. Bases 276 to 1781 code for a protein of 501 amino acids. The transcript has 2 exons. Lineage: Eukaryota; Viridiplantae; Streptophyta; Magnoliopsida; Fabales; Fabaceae. The record is from RefSeq and is a predicted model, not a curated record.
UUCAAGAGGCUAAUGGGAGCCACAUUUUGAAGGACGCGUGCCAGAAUUAAAUUGUCCUCUGCUUCCGCGGUGGCGUCUCUCUCCUCUCUCGAUCUUGAUUCUGCUCUGUAUUGACAGUUUUUUUUUUUUAAAAAAAAAAAAACCCUCCCACUCUUCUGAAACCAAAUCCACAACUUUGCAUUUCUAAGAAACCAUUCAAUCGACUCCACUUCUGCACAUAUCUCAUAAUCAAACCUCUCCAUCCCUCAACGCCCAGUUUGCAUCUCAUCGUAGAUAUGGUGCUGCUUCUCGUUCUCUUCUCCAUCUUACUCACAUUUCUCAUCCACACAACAAGAAGAACCAGAGCUCAUCUCCCACCGGGUCCUUCCGGUCUUCCUCUCAUCGGCAAUCUUCUCCACCUUCCUACCUCUGCCCCACACCACUAUUUAUGGCAACUCUCCAACCAAUAUGGCCCUCUCAUCUUCCUGCGCCUUGGCAUCAAACCCACCAUAGUUGUUUCCUCUGCGAGAAUAGCCAGACAAGUCCUGAAAACUCACGACCUCGUAUUUGCUAGCAGACCAUCCUUGCUUGGUAUACGUACAUUUUCUUACAAUGGUUUAGACUUGGGUUUCGCUCCCUACAGUGAUCACUGGAGAGAAAUGAAAAAAAUCUCUGUCCUCCACUUCUUUAGCUCUAGACGCUUCCACUCUUUUCGUCCCCUUCGGGAAGACGAGGUUUUACUACUGAUUCGAAAGUUGUCUCAUUCUGCUGCUUCUAGCAGAGUAAUCAACUUGAGCGAGACAAUGAUGUCCUUCACAAGCACUUUAAUUUGUAGGAUUGCUUUCGGGAGGAGGUAUGAUGCAGGUAACGAAGUGACUGAGAGAAGCAGAUUUCACGGGCUGCUCAACGAAUCUCAGGCCUUGUUGGCGGAAUUUUACUUCUCAGACCAUAUGCCAUGGUUGGGGUGGGUUGAUAGACUCAGAGGACUUCUCAGUCGACUGGAUAAAACCUUCAAGCAGCUCGACAUGUUCUACCAGCAAGUCAUCGACGACCACAUGAACCCAGCAAAACCUCAAACCAACCAACAAGACAUCAUCGACAUCUUUCUUCAAAUAAUGGAUGCUCCUUCAUCCUCGUUUGAUCUAACUCUGGAUCACAUAAAAGCUUUCCUCAUGAAUUUAUUUAUAGCAGGAACAGAUCCAGGUGCCGUGACAGUAAUUUGGGCUAUGACCUCCCUGAUAAAGAAUCCAAGAGUGAUCAAAACGGUACAAGAUGAAAUCAGAAAUGUAUAUGGCGAGAAAGAUUUUAUCAGUGAAGAGGAUAUUGAGAAGCUUCGUUAUCUUAAAGCAGUGGUGAAGGAAACUCUGAGACUAUUCCCCCCUUCGCCGUUACUUUUGCCACGAGAAUCCAUGAAAAGGUGCGACAUAGAGGGCUAUCAAAUUCAACCAAAGACUCUGGUGCUCGUGAAUGCGUGGGCUAUAGCGAGGGAUCCAGAAACAUGGGAAGAGCCAGAAGAGUUCUAUCCAGAGAGAUUCUUAAGCUGUUCAAUAGACUUCAAAGGCAAUGAUUUUGAACUGAUUCCAUUUGGAGCUGGACGAAGGAUUUGUCCUGCGAUGCACAUGGCAAUGGUCACUGUGGAGCUUACACUUGCGAAUCUUCUUCAUUCAUUUGACUGGGAAUUGCCAGAUGGGAUUGGCAAGCAUGACAUCGACACAGAAGUCCUUCCAGGAAUAACAGUGCACAAGAAAAAUGACCUUUACCUAGUCGCCAAGAAUCACGUGGCAAACCACAUCAGCACCUAGCCAUUUAGGUUGUUCCCAAUCAUCAGCACCGAGAUCCGAAGAAUGCCCCAUGAAGUCUCGAAGAUAGGGCGUGAUCGAGAUGAGGUAGCAAAUCGACUUGCUAAGCAAGCUCUGGGACAGUCCACCCACCUGCAGAUUUUUAGCCGCAGAAGGAUGCACCUUCUUGAGUGAUGACGGACCUGCUCAAUUUGCUACUGUGCUGUCCCCCCCCCCCCCCCCCAAAAAAAAAAACUCUCUUUUUUCUUUCUGUCUUGGUUUGUUGCUGUAGUUGUUUGUUGCCCUCGCUCGGUGCUCAACGUGCAAAUAUAGUGUAUCUAAUUGAAGCGAUUACAUAUUUUAAUAGUAGAACAUGAGAUUCACGAUAA